This is a messenger RNA of Syzygium oleosum, 979 nucleotides long. RefSeq names its product protein SRC2 homolog. The coding region runs from base 142 to 822 and encodes 226 amino acids. NCBI's taxonomy places the organism in Eukaryota, Viridiplantae, Streptophyta, Magnoliopsida, Myrtales, Myrtaceae. The record is from RefSeq and is a predicted model, not a curated record. Gene Ontology annotation, biological process: defense response. The transcript has a single exon.
UCGCUUCUUCAUCUUCGUCUUCUUCUCGUGGGUUGCUAUUGAUCUUUCAGAGGUUUUCGAGCGGCAGACACGGAGUGCAGGCCUCUGGAGGUGACGUUGAUCUCUGCCAAGGACCUCAAGGACGUCAACCUCUUCGGCAAGAUGGACGUCUACGUCGUCGUCUCCCUCUCCGGCGACAAGAAUAAGCAGCGCACCCCCGUCCACAAGGACGGCGGCGCUAGCCCCCGGUGGGGCCACACCGUCGUCCUCACCGUGGACGAGGCCGCGGCCCGCGCCGGCUGCCUCACCCUCAAGUUCAAGAUCAAGGCCAAGCGCACCCUCGGCGGGGACAAGGACGUCGGUAGGGCCGAUGUGCCUGUCAAGGAGCUGCUCGAGCGGGGCAGGGCCGCCGGUGGCGAUGGGAAGUCCAGGGCGAUGAGCUACAGCGUGAGGCUGCCGUCCGGGAAGACCAAGGGCGUCCUUGAGUUUUCUUACAAGUUCGGGGAGCAGUUCACCGUGGCAGCGCCCCGGGCGGCGAAGAAGGCGGGCAAGCCGGUCAUGGCUUGUCCAGCUGCGGCGGUGCCGCCCGCCUCGAGCUCGGCCGCCGCGUACCCGCCGCCACCAAUGCGCAGGGCGGCGCCGUACCCUCCACCAGCGGGACAUCCGCCGCAGGGGUACUGGUAUCCGCCGAACGCCAUGCCCGGGUACGGGUACGCAGCCCCGUCGCCGGCAUACCAGCAGCCGCCCAAGAAACAUGGCGGCGGCGCUGGGGGCUUGGGGCUGGGGUUGCUGUGCGGGUUGUUUGGCGGGCUGGUGAUCGAGGACAUGAUAUCGGACUGUUGAAGAUACGGUUGCCGUUGCUGAUUGAUCCUAAUUGAUAUUGACUGCUACGUUGAUGGAAGAUUAGAAUAUUAUACAUCAGGAGAAUUUUGCAUAUUUUCUUUCCCUAAUCAUCUAGACUUUGUUACUUAUGAAAAAGCAAUACGAAUUCUAUUCUUCA